This is a messenger RNA of Moneuplotes crassus, 504 nucleotides long. Lineage: Eukaryota; Ciliophora; Spirotrichea; Euplotida; Euplotidae. The record is from the annotation of a GenBank genome assembly.
AUGUCUGACUUCACUAAUAAAUUGAACAAAUUCAAGCUGUACUAUGUACCGCCAAAGACUGUCGUCGAAAAGGAUAUUCAAAAAGAAGAAGCUUAUGAUAAAUACACCAAAGCUGUCAGUAUGACCCUCGCAGUUCCCCUAUUUUUGCAGGGCUACCAAAUUACUCUUAUUAAUAAGCCAGGAAUGUCAUCAACGUUUAAUAGAAUUAGCAAGCUCAAAUGGCUGUCCGUAUUGGGUGCAACCGGGCUAGGCCUCUACCAUCUCUUUGAGCUAGACCAAAGACUUACAUACCUUAACAGGAUUUAUCCUGAAAAGACCGAGUACCAAAAGAAUUUAUCAAGAGAAGCUGUAUUGCAUAAAUUAAGAGGGGAGCAACAAGGAAAGAAACAAUUCACAGCACAAGAGACUCAAAUUUACAAAAAGAUGUACUCUCUUGGCAGCAACCCCAGUGCCAAAGCUACAAAAAGUUAUAUUCCAGUUGACUUCAAACCUGAUGAUGAAUAA